GGUUGAUUCCACGGGACUAUGAAAAUGAACUCAAAUUUAUAUCUAAUGUAGAAACCUAGAAAUUGUUGUUUAGUUGAUUAUCAACCAUUAGUGGAUAAUAUAGUAUACUUAGUACAUAGUAUAGUAGAUAUAGUAUAUACAGUGGAUAAUAUAGUAUACAUAGUAUAUAGUAUAGUAUAGUAUAUAUAUAGUAUAUACAUAUAGUGAAUAAAAGAUAGUAUGUAAUGAAACUUGUUACUCGAUAACACAGCAAAAAUAGCAUUUGUUGAGUAACAUGUUUUUCACAUUUGUUUGUAUCAGUGAUGGAAGAGUCCCAGAUUAGUGUGGGCUAAUGUAACUCUGCGAUCUUUACAAGCUUUUAUUACUUCUUCAUCGUUUGUAGAACCAGAAGGACUUGCAAUAUAUCUUACACCGCUCUGCAAUUAACAAAUACUAGAUUGCGUUGUCUAGAACAAACAAAUAAUGCAACAAACAAUUACAUACCAAUGCUGCUCGUACCACACAGUCUUUAAAUGGGAAGAAGCCAUCGCUACUUAAAGCAACGUUUCUUAUCAUUUCGUUCCAGUCGAACCUAUCACUUUCGGAAAGCUCGCCUGGUGUUUUAAAAUACGGACGACUCCAUUCAAGAUAAUCAAUGUCUUUCCCAAUAGAUCCAGUUACAUAAUUAUCAAUAGCGUUUGCAAUAUCUGCUCUUUUUAUACCCUUGUGAAACCUCAUGUCAAUAACAUUAGGAUGCUGACGUAACCACCUAAAAAACGGGCAAUUAUUAAAUACGUAAUUAAACAUUCAGAUAAUACAAGUAACUAAGUAUGUUUUAGAAAAAUAUACCAAUUAUCGGUUUUAUCACCAGCAAGCCUUGUACAUUGAAAUCCUGAUUGUUGUCCUGCACCAAUUCCAAUUACCUGUCCAUCUUUAGCAUAACAUACUGAAUGACUUUGUGUAUAUUUCACAGCAAUAGUAGCCACGAUUAAAUCCCUUAUAGUAUCAUCAGGUAUAUUUGAGACUUUUGUAGUUAUUAUAUUAGCAAACAUAUCUUUAUUAAUAACAAUAUCAUUGCGCUUUUGUUCCAUAGUUAAACCAAACAGAACUUUCUGCUCCAUUGAAGAUGGCACAUAAGUAGGAUCAAUCUGAAGAAUGCAAUAAGCACCAUUUUUUUUCUUUUUUAAGAUUCUUAAUGCACUCUGUGAAUAACCUGGCGCAAUAAUUCCAUCAGACACAUCUCUAAAAGUUUAUUUAUAUGAAUAUAAAUAGUGUAAAUUCUUUUGUUUAAAAAAUAAUAUCAUAUUUUGUAUUACCUAAAAAUAAGUCUAGCUGUAAUUUCAUCACAAGGAUCUGAUAAUGCUAUAAAAUCUCCAAUACUAGACAUCAUAUCUGCACCUCUUGCACGAGCAUAAGCAGUUGCUAAAGGUGUGAAAUGAUCUAUUAAAUCAUCCACUUGACAUACUUUUGCAUCUAGCAUAUCUAAUGGUACGGCAACUGCUGCACCAGCAGGGCUAACAUGUUUAAAAGAUGUUGCAGCUGGUAAAUUCAGAGCUGUUCUUAAUUCCUUUACCAACUGAUAACCAUUUAAUCCAUCGUAGAGAUUAAUAAAACUUGGAGAACCAUUUAUUACAGUUAGUGGCAAUUUGUCCAAAGUAGUAUAAAUUUGUGCUGGUUUCUGGUGCGGAUUCAUUCCAUAUCGUAAUGUUAAUUGAGAAACACCACUACUAUAUUGUUUACGGAAAUAAUCUGAGAUAGCAUUGUUAUAUUCUGCAGUGUGAGUAAAUGCUUUGAGAGCUAAUAUUUCCCUAAAAAUGGUAAAAAUAAUAUUAAAAUUAUGUCGGAGGAUAGAAAAGCAUUUACUCUAUUAUUAAGAUUUCUACAUACCUAGUUUUCAAAGAAGUAUCUUUAUCAGCUGACGUUUCUAUUUCUAUUCUUACUUUGUCAUAAUCAUUAGGGUCACAUACAACAGUCACUCUAUUAUGAUUCUUGGCUGCAGCUCUCAAUAAUGUUACUCCAUCAAUAUCAAUAUUUUCUACUGCGUUUUCGAUUGUAACAUCAGGUUUUGAGACAGUAUUUACAAAAGGAUACAGAUUACAUACUACAAGUUUAAUAAGCUCAUAAUUUUGGUUCUGAAGAUCUUUUUGAUCAGACUCUGUGAGCCUGGCUAAUAUGCCUACAAUUCGAUACAUGUAAUAUAAUAGUCGCAGUAUGAAUGAAAUGUUUUAUUAACUUGAUAAUAAAAUUCAAUCGUUGAUAUAAAUUAUAAUUAUAAUUUACCUGCAUGUAUAGCAGGAUGAAGAGUUUCUCCUCUGCCAUUGAGCAUCUCAGGUGCUCCAGUAAUAGCAGAAACAUCUUUUACAGGAAUACUAGCAUCUCUUAAAAAUUUUGCAGUACAACCUGAUGCAACUAAGGUUAAAUCCAAUUCAUGCAGCCUUUUUGCAAACGGCAAAAGGUUUGUUUUAUCUGAUACACUUAACAGUACUGCAAACGUAAUGGUGUAAGUAAGAUAAGUUAAUGAUACGUAUAUACAAAAACGUUACUAAUUAUUAAUUACUAAUAAUAACAUUACUAACUUUCGUUUUAAAAGCAUGUUCGUUAAUAUGCUUAUAAUAAUAGUAAUAUAUUUAAGAAAUAAUGUUGGAUAUAAUUUAUGUAUACAAUAUAUAUAUACAAUAUUAAAUGAAUGUAUAUCUAGAAAAUAUUGAGAAAUUGGCCACGAGUUCCAAGAGGCUAUCGUUACAGAUUUAAUUCUUUAUUUACUGUAACAUUACAAAAUGAUUAAUUAUAACUCACCUAAAUUUCCUGCAGACAUUGUGUAAAUUUAACAAAACGACUAAGAUCUGAAAAUUAAAGUAAAUUUCAGUAGUACUAUAUGUAUAAAGCUGCAGCUGCACCGGUCGUCACGUUCUCGGUUCUAGAUCUUUACGAAAGAGAGUCCGCGAGAGCCCGUGAGUUCAAUAUAAGUCCCGCCUACACUCCCCUUAGUUCGCAUACUACUACAAGAAAUUUAGUACUGUUAAGUGUAUCAGAUAAAACAAACCUUUUACCGUUUGCAAAAAAGCUGCAUGAAUUGGAUUUAACCUUAGUUGCAUCAGGUGGUACUGCAAAAUUUUUAAGAGAUGCUAGUAUUCCUGUAAAAGAUGUUUCUGCUAUUACUGGAGCACCUGAGAUGCUCAAUGGUAGAGGACAAACUCUUCAUCCUGCUAUACGUGCAGGCAUAUUAGCCAGGCUCACAGAGUCUGAUCAAAAUGAUCUUCAGUACCAAAAUUAUGAGCUUAUUAAACUUGUAGUAUGUAAUCUGUAUCCUUUUGUAAAUAAUGUCUCAAGACCUGAUGUUACAAUCGAAAAUGCAGUAGAAAAUAUUGAUAUUGAUGGAGUAACUUUAUUGACUGCUGCAGCCAAGAAUCAUAAUAGAGUGACUGUUGUAUGUGACCCUAAUGAUUAUGACAAAGUAAGAGUAGAAAUGGAAACAUCAGCUGAUAAAGAUACUUCUUUGAAAACUAGGGAAAUAUUAGCUCUCAAAGCAUUUACUCACACAGCAGAAUAUGACAAUGCUAUCUCAGAUUAUUUCCGUAAACAAUAUAGUAGUGGUGUUUCUCAACUAACAUUACGAUAUGGAAUGAAUCCGCACCAGAAACCAGCACAAAUUUAUACUACUUUGGACAAAUUGCCACUAACUGUAAUAAAUGGUUCUCCAAGUUUUAUUAAUCUCUACGAUGGAUUAAAUGGUUAUCAGUUGGUAAAGGAAUUAAGAACAGCUCUGAAUUUACCAGCUGCAACAUCUUUUAAACAUGUUAGCCCUGCUGGUGCAGCAGUUGCCGUACCAUUAGAUAUGCUAGUCGCAAAAGUAUGUCAAGUGGAUGAUUUAAUAGAUCAUUUAACACCUUUAGCAACUGCUUAUGCUCGUGCAAGAGGUUCAGAUAGGAUGUCUAGUGUUGGAGAUUUUAUAGCAUUAUCAGAUCCUUGUGAUGAAAUUACAGCUAGACUUAUAUCUAGAGAUGUGUCUGAUGGAAUUAUUGCGCCAGGUUAUUCACAGAGUGCAUUAAGAAUCUUAAAAAAGAAAAAAAAUGGUGCUUAUUGCAUUCUUCAGAUUGAUCCUACUUAUGUGCCAUCUUCAAUGGAGCAGAAAGUUCUGUUUGGUUUAACUAUGGAACAAAAGCGCAAUGAUAUUGUUAUUAAUAAAGAUACGUUUGCUAAUAUAGUAACUAAAAAAGUCCCAGAUAUACCUGAUAAUGCGAUAAGGGAUUUAAUCGUGGCUACUAUAGCUGUGAAAUAUACACAAAGUAAGUCAGUAUGUUAUGCUAAAGAUGGACAGGUAAUUGGAAUUGGUGCAGGACAACAAUCAAGAAUUCAAUGUACAAGGCUUGCUGGUGAUAAAGCCGAUAAAUGGUGGUUACGUCAGCAUCCUAAAGUUAUUAACAUGAAGUUUCACAAGGGUAUAGAAAGAGCAGAUGUUGCAAACGCUAUUGAUAAUUAUCUAAAUGGAUCUAUUGGGAAAGUCAUGAAUUAUAUUGAGUGGAGAAAUCUGUUUGUUAAAAGUCCAGACCUGCUUUCUGAAAGUGAUAGAUUAGAAUGGAUCAAGAUGGCAAAUGACAUUGCUUUAAGUAGCGAUGGCUUCUUCCCAUUUAAAGACAGUGUGGAACGAGCAGCAUUGAGCGGUGUAAAAUAUAUUGCAAGUCCUUCUGGUUUUACAGACGAUGAUGAAGUAUUAGACACUUGUGAAUUCCGCAGAAUUGCAUUAGUCCACACUAAUCUGAGACUCUUCCAUCACUGAUACAAGUAAA
This is a messenger RNA of Megalopta genalis, 4766 nucleotides long. Lineage: Eukaryota; Metazoa; Arthropoda; Insecta; Hymenoptera; Halictidae. The record is from RefSeq and is a predicted model, not a curated record.